AUCAUAAAUCCACGAAGAACUGCGUUGUGGGAGAACAGAAAUUGCGGGGCCAAAGACGUGUGAGUAAGAAGAAUAAUGUGCCACUGCUACCUUAGCUGUGACAUUUCUCCCGACCCGGAGGAUCCGAUGUGAGCAUGCGCACUGCAUCGCCUCUAUGGGGACUGGGAGGACAUCACGGAAAAAACGUAGCAGCGGCACCACCACAAACCUUACGCCGAGAUUGCGCCAGUACCGCGCACGACUACACGGCCCACGACUAUGCCCAGUGCGGUGCUAAAGAGCGGGACGACCCCUUGACGGGCCUAAAACGAAGUCUGCGCCGCUGCAGGGAAGGGGAAACACAUUUCUUCGUAUGGGAGCAGCAUGCGGGAAAUGGUUGGUGGUUGCUGCGUGUGUUCCGACGAGCGAGGCUGGGCUGAGAAUCCACUCGUUUACUGUGAUGGACACGGCUGCAACGUCGCGGUACAUCAAGCAUGCUAUGGCAUCGUCCAAGUUCCCACCGGCCCGUGGUUUUGUCGUAAGUGUGAAUCACAGGAGAGGGCAGCGAGAGUGAGGUGUGAGUUAUGCCCCCACAAAGAUGGCGCUCUCAAGAGGACAGACAGCGGAGGUUGGGCUCACGUUGUUUGUGCUCUCUACAUACCUGAGGUGCAGUUUGCCAACGUCCUCACCAUGGAACCCAUCAUCCUACAGUAUGUUCCACAUGAGCGCUACAUAAAGACAUGUUACAUUUGUGAGGACCAUGGCAGAGAGAGCAAGGCUGCAUGUGGAGCAUGCAUGGCCUGUAACAGACAGGGCUGCAGACAGGCUUUCCAUGUCACCUGCGCUCAGAUGGCAGGCCUGCUGUGUGAGGAGGAAGGCCCAGAAGCUGACAAUGUCAAAUAUUGUGGCUACUGCAAGCAUCACUACAACAAAAUGCAGAAGAAACGCCGUUCCAGUGAAAAUGCAAGUAGUGCCUUCAGUCACUCCCGGGGGCGCUCUACGUCUCCAUCACAGGACAAACACCACCACCAUCGGCAGAGGAAGAGUCACAAGGACAAGAUUCGUCAAAAAGAGCGCCACAAGAAGUCCUCUGACAACCUGGUCCCUUCAGUGAUGCCCAGCAGUAUAGACAUGGUUUCUUCCAGUCACCACAGUUCCAAAGACAAUGAGGCAAAGUCCAAGAAGCUGAUUUCGCAUAGUCAUGGUCACCACAGUAAGAAAACGGGAAGCACUGCGAAGAGUGGCUCCUCUUCCUGUUCCUCAAGUCCAUUCAAUCCAGGUGGAGCUCUAUCUUCAGCUCAAGAUUCCCACCAGUUUUCCUCCUCUUCCCGUCUGGAGCGUGACCGUGAGCGAGGAGGCGGUGACCACAGUGGCGAGGAUCGCAAAGAGCGUCACAGGAGGUCAGCUGUCCAGGGGGCCGAAGAGGGCGGUGAUAAAGGGGGAGAUAAAGAUGAGGAUGAGCAGGAAGAUGAAGAUCGCAAUUAUCAUGAACCGCCCGAGUUGACUCCUGUCGAGGGCCCUCUCGCGGGGUCACAGGGUCACGAUCGGUCUGAGGGAAACUCAAGUCCUUUUGAGAACAAAGUCACAAUUUCAACUUUUGGAUCCAUCAUGCGUAUCACCUCCACGUCAGUGCUGGGUAGUAGCAGCAAGAUUCGCAAGAUCUCCUCUUCGGGAGACUACAAACCUUCUAAGUCUUUGUGUAAGUUGUCUCAAUUGAGCACACCACCUAUCCCAGAAGAAGCGGAACUGGAGGGUAAAAUUAGCCCGCCACCCCUGUCCCAAGAGAGAAGGCACCGUGGCAACAAAAAGAGUCGCCAUGGUCCAGGCCGACCUCGGGGAAGCAAAAACCGAGAGAGGAAAGAGGACACUCAUCAUCACCAUCACCACAACACUGCCCCGCCACCUCCACCACCAGUCUUCACCUCCUCACACUACCCGAGCCCAAUGUCGGCUCCACACCUCACUUUCCCCCCCUCACUGCCCACCACCGCUUCCUCUUCGUCAUUCUCGUCCUCCUCAGCUGGCAGUUUCUCCACAAGCCGUGGCAACUCGCUGCUUGGCUCGGGUAUCUAUUCCAGUCUUAAGAAUCCUCUUUCACUGGGCGGUGGCAUCUGCAGCACCUCUGUCUCUCUGGGUGGUGGGGUGUGUAGCACCUCCUUGUCCUUGGCUGGGGGCAUGUGUAGCACCUCUCUCUCAUCAGGACUCCUCCCUUCCCACGCUCUCUCACUCUCUCUCCCAUCAAGCAAAGCUGCUUCAAACCCACAGAUGCAUCAUGGUUCGAGCAGCUCCUACAGUGUGACUUCCACGCAACCUUUCAUCAGCGGUCUCUCGACACUGCCACCACUACUGAGUCAAGCCCCAACCUCGCUACCAGAGUCAGACGUUGAUGACUGUCGCUUCCCAUGUCAAGGAAACUCGCCAAGGGAAAGUCUUUCCUCACAGUCUCCUAUGAGCUCCCUUCCUCUUCUUUUUGACCAGAGAGAUGGUUUAGGUGCAGGAGUUCAAGCAUGUCCUGAGAACAUCCCCCAGGCAAGCGCUCACAUUGAGCUCCUGUUGGAGAAACAUAGCAACGGAGAGAUUGGCGUCAACAUUGUAGACAUGCUCCAGUCACUUCACUCGCUGCAGCAGGAGAACCAACGGCUCCAGGAUCAGAUUCUCAGUCUAACAGCCAAAAGAGAACGUCUGCAAUUGCUCAACACAGAGCUUGCCGUACCUUUUCCUCAUGGUCAUUCUGUCCAAGGCUCUUUGCACACUGCAACCCGGAUGAACUUCCUGUCUUCAAGUCAAGACCCCCUAAUCACCAAUAAGAGUCCCCUGUCGAAGAGCAGUUUCCUUAAUGACACUUCCUUUGUUACCUCCUCUGAGGACCUCCACUCUGGUAGUCCUUCUCGCAGUAGCUCUUCCCUCUCCUUCCAGAGUACUCCUCCCCCUCAACAAAGCCCCGCCUCCUUGAGUCAAUCCCUGUUGAAUGGGCGAGGUUCAGGUGACAGUUUGGGGCAAAUCAAUCAGGCUGGCAGCUCCACUCAGCCUGUGGCGGGCGGGCUACUUGCAUCUCUUUCAGGAAGUCCUCAGCUGAUGAAUGGGACACUCAGCGGUUUAAACGGGGUGAUAAAUUCUCCUGUCCAGAGUGCCGCCCAGUCGACGCUCCCUGCUCUGCGCCCCCAGCCGCCUCCCCUCAACCCCCAGACAUUGGCACAGAGCUUUCAGCUUCCAAAGACUGCGAGCUCGUCUUCACUUCUAUCAGAGCAGCACAAACAGAUCCUUCUGGAGCAGCAGCAACAACUUCAGCAGUUCCUCACAUCACAGAACUUCACUCCUGAGCAGAGAACAGUUAUUUGCCAGAUGCUUCAGCAGCAGAGACAGAGGGAGCUGCAGCGCCUCACACUGGCAGGAGCCCUCACGUCUGCGCCGAACUCCCCCUUAUUGGCCCAGUCUGCCAACCUGCUGGCCUCAGCCACUUCCUGCCCUCUGCAGGGCAACCAGGGGGGAAACCUUUUUGGUCGACAGGAGGGCGUCCUUCACAAGCCUGCUGCAGGUGAGAAGGGUGGAGACAAGAAUGGAUGAAGUCCCCAGUGAUACUACACCAUCUUAAAUGAAGAUAUUCCUCGAGGAAUAACUGAGGUCAACUCACAUGACAUGAGGACGUCAUUUUUACUCUUGUCGUCUUAAAUGAAUGUACCGUACAACAGGAUGGACUUGGGGGGGGUGAGGUUUUUGUGUAUGGAAGUUGAUUUAUCGGAAGUUCUUUAAUAGUUUGUAUACUGGCAGCUUUUCAGAGAUCAUGAGUACUGUGGUCUCUUCUUAAAUUGCACUAAUUUUAUUAGCUCGACCAACGGGCCUGCUUACGUGGACACCUUACUCGUCCUAACAGGUGUGGUCUUGGUUUUUGGGUUGAAGCAUAAUCUCAAGCACUGACCCUUAAUGAAUCCUUUCCAUAGAUUUUUCCAUAUUUAGACUCUUGGAAAUGAAUGACAUUAAUUCCAUCCACAUGUGAGCCACAUCACCCAUUUGUCUUCCUGGAAAUGUUGUCUUCCCUUUGUGAUCACUGCACCCACAUUUCUUCCAGGCACUUGCUUACAUUUUAUUUUAUACCAUGCGAGAGACUUGCUGUGCUGAUUACUGACGGUACAAGCCAAACGUCACAACAACAAAGACAAAAUGUGGUCAGUUGCAUUUCAAUGUUAAUCUAGGUAUAUUACCUCAAAUUUUCUGCCGUGUUUUUCUACACUGAUGUGUGGCUUCCAUUUUGUGUGAACUCCUUUUACUACCUAUACUGAAUAUAAAAUGCCACAGAAAAUCUUGUCAUUAGCCAUUUUGUAGUUAUUUACUGAUGUCUAAAUAUUCAAAAUAGUGUGUUGUUCCUCCGUACAACUGGCAUUAGUGUGUACUUGCUUCUAUUCAAAACCAGAGACCUUUAUAUCUUUCUAGUUGCUGUGGAGAUUAAGAGGAUGAAACCAAACAUUUGGAAGUUAGAAUUUCUUUUCCUGAAUAAGUUUGCACUUGUCAUGUUAGUAGCUAUGUAGACUUUGUUUUUAAUGAGAAUUGGCACUCAGUUGUUUUGUACAUACAGUACAGUAUAUUUUUGUUCAACAUGUUUUUUUUUCACGUCAGCUAACUCGCUGUUCUUUUAGCAAUACUGGAUAGAUAAUGCCUUAACGAUGCUAAACAUACAGAGAAAAGGUUGAGCUCAAGGGCUCAAUCGCACUCCCUCUUUGGUAGUCUUUUUAUUAGGGGUAGAUGGCACUCAUCAUAAGCCAAUUUAUACAUUUUAUAAGUAACCAGUUUCAUGAAAUGAAAUAUGUGAAUAGCCUGAUAGUCAUAACUAUACUGUCUUUCUUUACUAUCUUUUUUGUGUUUGGCUACAAUAUUUUUUUGUUUGUGAGGCGAGAGAAAAGUACUAAAUUGAAACCCUGCACAGUGGUGUCCAAGCAAAGGAUGUAAACUACAAUAUAAUGAAAACGCUGUCAAAAUGGUGUGUUAUUUGUGGUGAUACCUGCUCAGAAGAUGGUGAAAUGAGGUGCAGGUGAUCCUUACGGGCGCUCUCAUUCAUGGCUGUUGGAAAGCUUCUUCUUGACAUGUGAUGCUUCCAUUCUGUAGCUCCCAUAUUCAGUGAUUUACCAUCACAGAUGGGAUUUUCCUCUUUUUGUUUUUUUGUGUUUUUCUCUUCUUUUUUUUCCCCUGUAGCAAUUGUCAAGGGUCUGGUUCCUCACCUCUUCAAUUUUGAAUAUCGUGUGACAUCUUGAGUGCUACCUAGUGUUGUCUGUAGAUGUCAGAAAGCAAGUUAAACAGCUCACUAUGAGGUGAUUAAAUACUGUAGCAAUGACACAACGGGAAUGUUUAUGUUGAUUUUAUUUAAAAAAAAAAAAGAUGAGCCAACAUUUCAAUAUUAAAAGUGGGACGUCUAUAAUUUUACCAAGUACAGUAUGUCCUGAGAAGACAAUGUCCAAGGAAGGGAGGUGUGGAAAAAACAUUUUUUUCCUUUCCCAUGUUGCACUGGGGCAGUGUAAGCCCAAAACUAUUUUGUGUUGAUUAUGAGUUGUAUAUUUUUUGUGGAAGACUUUUUUUUUUUUUUUAAAGCUUUGAAUUUGGGUUAACCAACAUAAUCCAUGUUGUGAAUGUCGUACUGUGUAUCUUCAGUGUAACAACAUUCGAGCAACCGUCUCACAAUGAGGUUUGAUGGAAAGCAAGUUACUUGUUGGAAUCAGAAAUGCAUAAAAUGCAGUGGUUUGAUUUAUCAAAUAUAUCGUUAAAUACAAAGUUAUUACUAUGCAUGAUUUUAAAUGCAUUGUUCCCUGGCAAAAAAAAGAAUUAAAUGAGCACCCAAUCGUAAUGACAAGCCUAUUGUCAUUGUACAGUGUAAUUGCCUGAAGGAAGUGAUAAAAAAAUGAAUUGACAAUAUUCAGAUGAAAUCCCUGUAAAGUAUUUUGAUACUUUUGUGUUUAAAAUUAAAACAACCGAUGAAUACAGGUUUUUUUUUUGUCAAUAAAUGUAUUUUGCUGAUUUGUUUCA
Syngnathus acus (greater pipefish) is the source of this 5988-nucleotide messenger RNA. RefSeq names its product protein AF-17-like. Gene Ontology annotation, molecular function: nucleosome binding; histone binding. Lineage: Eukaryota; Metazoa; Chordata; Actinopteri; Syngnathiformes; Syngnathidae. Gene Ontology annotation, cellular component: nucleus. The record is from RefSeq and is a predicted model, not a curated record. Bases 364 to 3543 code for a protein of 1059 amino acids. The transcript is spliced from 20 exons. Gene Ontology annotation, biological process: regulation of transcription by RNA polymerase II.